Molecule: messenger RNA, 1655 nt
Organism: Hyla sarda
Lineage: Eukaryota; Metazoa; Chordata; Amphibia; Anura; Hylidae
Product: butyrophilin subfamily 2 member A2-like
Exons: 8
Coding region: 57-1508 (483 amino acids)
Molecular function (GO): protein binding
Source: RefSeq, a predicted model, not a curated record
UUUUGCAAUAGAGGCAGAGACGGAAACUGUACACACAAGAUGAAUGGAGGCAGCGGAUGCCAAGGAAACGCCGAGAAAUGAGGAGUCUCUGCUUGUUUUCUUAUGUCGCCCUCCUGGCCGCCGCAGUCUCAGGUGAAUUUCAUCUACAGACACAGGAUACGAAACAAGUAGCAGAAGUGGGGUCAGAUAUUUUUUUGCCGUGCACCUUGUCAACCCCUCAGGGUCUGGCCGAGUUCAAAGUACAUUGGUUCCGCUCCCUUUACCUCUCGACGGUAAUUUUACUGCACAAUGGAAAGGAAGACAAGGAGAAUCAGAGUCCGGAGUAUAGUGGAAGGGCGGCUCUGCGGGCCCCACCGGGCUCUGGGGACCUGACAUUGAAGUUACAGAAUGUCAGCCUCUCUGAUGCCGAUAUAUAUCACUGUCUAGUGGAGAACAUCAGCAGCCAAUACUACGAAGAAGUGGUCAUAGAGCUUAUUGUCAUAGGCACAGGCUCCGUCCCUGUCUUGGGGGUCUCUUUGGAGGAUAAUUCCAUUGGUAUCACCUUCAUCUCAUCAGACUGGUUCCCAAGUCCUGAAAUGCAUUGGGAGGUGGAUGGUGGCCCAGUGGUCUCAGACGGUCAGGAGAUCAUUCGUAACCAGAGCAAUGGUCUGUUCCAGUUAGAGAGCAGAAUUUUGCUGAACAGCCCCAGUGACGGCCACGUGUACGGCGCGGUGCGGCAUCCAGUGACCGGGAAGGAAGUUGGACUUUAUAUGAAAAUCUCAGAGGACAUGUUUCCCCGUCUCUCAUCGUGGGCGUACGCCUUCAUCUUUUCCUCUUUGACAUUGACAGCAGGAGCCAUUUUUGCAAUUGUUUACAUCCAGAAGCAGCACAAACAACAAGCGGACCUCCGCAGGACCAUAGAUGAUCUCUCUUCUGAAGUUGCUUGGAGAAAAGCCGUUAUGACUCCAGAACACAUUACGUUAAGUCCAGAGACAGCCCACCCCGAGUUGUCCGUCGCCCCCAACUUCCUAACGCUCAUGAAUCGACGGCCGGUUGACCCAUUUCCCUCGAGCAAUUCCCGUUUUGAAACUGAGCGUUGCUGCCUGGGACUACCUGCCUUUUCCACCGGCUGCCAUUACUGGGAAGUGGAGUUAGGCAAUUGCCUGGAGUGGGCCGUUGGAGUGGCUUCCCCCCAGGUCAGGAGAAGAGGAGACGCGUAUAUGUUUCGACCCCAGGAAAACAUUUGGUGUAUCUCCCGUUUCGUAGAAGACUUUAGAGCCCUAGACACUCAAGAGGCUCCUCUAGCAGUGGGACAGCUUGAGCGAGUUGGGGUCUACCUGAAUCUUUCGGGACCCCGGCAGCUUACCUUCUACGAUCCAAAAACUUGGGAUGCCCUCUAUACAUUCGAUGGCGUUGGACAUUCUAGAGAACGUGUCUUACCCUUCUUCUGGUUGGGCACAACUGGAGACACCGUGAGGUUGAUGGGUGGAGACCAACAAGAAAUCCAGAAUGGAAUUAUGGGAAAUUAAAGAUGGUGGGAAGAUUGAAGUGGACUGGUUCUGGUAUUGACGGGUGAACUGUAAGAUGCAUAUAUAGUAGUGCAGUGGUCUUCAAACUGUGGACCUCCAGCCACCUGAGGAACCUCUUAAAGGGGUACUCCGGUGGAAAACUUUUUU